Molecule: messenger RNA, 5037 nt
Organism: Aethalodelphis obliquidens (Pacific white-sided dolphin)
Lineage: Eukaryota; Metazoa; Chordata; Mammalia; Artiodactyla; Delphinidae
Gene: DNAJA3
Product: DnaJ heat shock protein family (Hsp40) member A3
Exons: 11
Coding region: 16-1392 (458 amino acids)
Biological process (GO): negative regulation of apoptotic process; mitochondrion organization; protein folding
Cellular component (GO): mitochondrion
Molecular function (GO): protein kinase binding; ATP binding; heat shock protein binding
Source: RefSeq, a predicted model, not a curated record
UGUCCCCGGGCCAAGAUGGCGGCGCGGUGCUCUACACGCUGGUUGCUGGUGGCCGUGGGGACUCCGCGGCUGCCGGCUGCAGCGGGGAGGGGGGCUCGGCCGCCCAUGGGGGGCGUGGUGGGGGCGUCGCUGGGCCGCAGUCUGAGCGUCCCAGCCUUUGCGCCUUCCCUGGGAGCUCGUGGUCCCGGGGCGCUGCUGACAUUGAGACCGGGUGUCAGCCUCACAGGAGUAAAAAGUUACCCUUUUCUUUGUACUGCCUCCUUCCACACGAGCGCCCCUUUGGCCAAAGAGGAUUAUUACCAGAUAUUAGGAGUGCCCCGAAGUGCCAGCCAGAAGGAGAUCAAGAAAGCUUAUUACCAGCUCGCCAAGAAAUAUCACCCAGACACGAAUAAGGAUGAUCCCAAAGCCAAGGAGAAGUUCUCCCAGCUGGCAGAGGCCUAUGAGGUCCUGAGUGAUGAAGUGAAGAGGAAGCAGUAUGACACCUAUGGCUCUGCUGGCUUCGAUCCUGGGGCCAGCAGCUCUGGGCAGAGCUACUGGAAAGGAGGCCCCACUGUUGACCCUGAGGAGCUCUUCAGGAAGAUCUUUGGGGAGUUCUCAUCCUCCUCUUUUGGAGACUUCCAGAGUGUGUUCCAUCAGCCCCAGGAGUACAUCAUGGAGUUGACAUUCAAUCAAGCUGCCAAGGGUGUCAACAAGGAGUUCACCGUGAACAUCACUGAUACCUGUGAGCGGUGUGGUGGCAAAGGGAACGAGCCCGGCACCAAGAUGCAGCACUGCCACUACUGCGGUGGCUCCGGCAUGGAAACCAUAAAUACAGGCCCUUUUGUGAUGCGCUCCACAUGUCGGAGGUGUGGUGGCCGGGGCUCCAUCAUCACGUCUCCUUGUGUGGUGUGCAGAGGAGCAGGAGAAGCCAAGCAGAAGAAGAAGGUGGUGAUCCCUGUGCCUGCCGGAGUCGAGGAUGGCCAGACUGUGAGGAUGCCUGUAGGAAAAAGAGAAAUUUUCAUCACAUUCAGGGUGCAGAAAAGCCCCGUGUUCCGGAGGGACGGUGCAGACAUCCACUCCGACCUCUUCAUUUCCAUAGCUCAGGCCAUUCUGGGAGGCACCGCCAGAGCGCAGGGCCUGUAUGAGACCAUCAACGUGAUGAUUCCCCCUGGGACUCAGUCAGACCAGAAGAUUCGCAUGAGCGGGAAAGGCAUCCCCCGGAUUAACAGCUAUGGCUAUGGAGAUCACUACAUUCACAUCAAGAUCAGAGUUCCAAAGAGACUGACAAGCCGGCAGCAGAGCCUGAUUCUGAGCUACGCUGAGGAUGAGACCGAUGUGGAGGGGACAGUGAACGGCGUCACCAACACAAGCACUGAAUUGUAUUCCAGUGGGAAAUUUGGCUGCCAGACAUAAUUCUUUGAAAGGCAUUUAAGAAUCUUAGUAAUGGCUUCAAAGAAUGCAUUGUCAGUCAGUCUGCUACCUGGGUGUGGUUAAGCCUCUUGUUACACUGUGAAGAAAGUUACCUUUGCAGUCCACGUGUGAAAACACACCAGUGUACAAAAUUCCCCUCCUGUCAACUUCCUUAAGGUGACUCCUAUUUAUUUAAGUAGAGCCUGAAUCUCUUUUAUUAAAGUUUUACUAGAAGCAGUUGCUUGCAGUCAUCAGUGGUUCUUGGGCUAAAGUGUCAUUUCUUAAUAGCCUCUAAGUGAGAUAGUCAUCGGAGACUGUCACUGCAGAUACAAACGGAUUCCUGGGUGUCUUUGCUUUCAUUACGGGAAGGCAUUUGGAAUAGUUACAAUUAUGUAGGAAACUGACGCAAAGUUUUUGGUGGGUUUAGUAUCCCUUGUUUACUUUUGUUCCCUAAAGCCCCUGCUGAAAACCUUAAUGUCUGACCCUGGCUUCAUUCCCAGUCUGUGAAGCAGAAGACCGUAGUGAGCUUGGGACCCUUAGUGCUCUCGGGGGCCUGGGGUGCUCUGAGGUACCACGUGGCCUUUUGGGUUUAGAGACAGUGUGGCUCAUUGUUUGUGUUUCUGGAUCAUCAUUAAUUCCUGUGACAACCCACAUACGUACACUUAGCUGUCGUGUAGGAGCCUGUUCCAUAGCUCAUUAUUUGGGGAUCCCACUGCGUUCUCUUCUCUGACAAGCUGACAGUUGACUAUAGAGCCCCUUUAUCUAGGCAGGGUGGAGGCAAGAGGAAGAUGAGGGAAGAGACAUUUUAGUGGAACAAGGGGUGCUCCACUGGCUCAGUCUGUGUGUGUAGACGGCUCAGGGAGUCAGGCUGUGAGUGUAGACCCGCACCUCUACCUGUAGGGUGGGUCCAGUCCUCAGAAGUCAUCCUGGAGUCCUGUUGGCUUCUCUGUUUCUUCACACAGAUGGUCAUUGAGCAUUUGCCACGUGAUAAGCAAUGCACAGAGAGACAGGGUCCCUGCCCCAUCCAGCUUACAGUGUGAGUGGGGAGGACAGGGCAAGCACUGAACCCCCAAAUAAGUGUUAGACCUUGCUUAUAACACUAGGGGUUUGUGACUGUGGAGAAAGGUGGUACACAUUCCCAGAAUGAAUGUUACCUGGUUAUUCUUCAUUUUGUAAAGGGCCAUCAAACACUUAUGACUGGGAAUCGCUGCCUGUAGGCUGGGAGCAUGUCCUCUUUGAAUCCCCUGCACGUGCACAGCGCCUGUUAGCUGAGUUUAUCUGAAUUCAUUUUCCUUCUGAGGGAUGGAAAUGUAACCCCUGCUCGGGCAAGCUGCGUGUGGUCUGAUAGAGGAGUCCUGUGCCUCGGGUCUGACCUCUGCCUGAGGUUGGCUGAGCAGCCCCUCCGCUCUGGUCACCUCCUGAAGGUGCAGACUGGAAACGCUCAUGCAGUGCCUGUGCAGCUGGAGGGAUCAUGGGCAUUUCCUGUUUAUCCUAAGUGCAGGAAUCAUGUGCCAGCUUGUAUCCUGUAAUGAAACCAGAAGGCACCUGAGUGCUCAGGACAUCCUAUAAGGACACGUCCCUCCUCCCAUGAGCCAGAAAAGUGAUGUAGGUAUAGACUGCAUCAUCCGUGUGCAGAGGCUCACAGUUUAUCCCUGACUUUCGGUUCAGAAUUUUAAAUUCAGUGUUUAAAUCCUUUGAUGUCCCUGUCAGUAAGCCUUAUUCCUGAAGGAGCCCACAUUUAAAAUAUAGAGAGAUAAGAAUGUGUUCUGGUGGCAGGGGGUGAGAAUUUCCAGGUGUGUCUGUGUUCUGUUUUAUUUUUUGGUUUUGAAUCAUUAACCCGCUAACUAGGUAUUUAUUCUGGCUCUCCCAGACUUUGGCCAAACGCUGUGGCCCCGGGGCAUGACUGCAGGGACAGCAGAGUGGGGGUGGGGGUGAUGGUGGUCACUGAGUGUUUCUGUGCCCCAUUGUGACUAAUAGUUAAGAGCUUGGGUUCUGCUAUCAAAUGAUUCAGGUCCCAGCUCUGCCAUUUUUAGCUAUAAAGCCUUAGGCAAAUUUCUUCACUUCUGAGCCUCAGUUGCCUCAUCUAUAAAUUGGGGAUAAUAGUAGCAUCUACUUCAUAGGGUUCUUCUGUGAUUAAAUAAGAUCAUGUGGAUAAAGCAUUUGGCACGAUACCUGGCACAUGUUAAAAGCUCCAUCAGCAGCAGUAACUCAUAGUGUGAGACACACACACACGUGCACACACACACAGACUUGCUGUCCCCUCACCAAGGACAUAACAAAAUUCAAUACUUUUGCCAUGCCUUGCCUUGUCCGAGGAGGCCCAGGAAAUUUCUGGUUUGUGGAUUCCUUUGUGUUAGGAGAGUCCUUUUUUGUUACUUAAGUCUUUAUGUAAGAAAAGGGGACGUGAAGGACUGAAGGAGGGCACACCUGGCCUUGUAACCUGCGGCCAUGGAUGCCUCUCACAGGGGCCUGCCGCCGUGACUGUGCAGUGCCCGGGUCCUCACCUGGGGAGCCCUGGGCAUCGGGCUUUUGUGGUUGCUCAGACCUCUGUCAGCACAUUCUUGUUUGGGGCCACCGCUAUCUCUCUGAGGACAUUCCUGACUUAGGAGAGCACAUCAGGUCCAGAGGACGGCCCGGGGGGCUGUACCCAGGACAACCUGCCCCACCCCUGCUGGGGGCCUGUUGCCCAGAGCUUUGGGCCUCUCACCAACAAAGGCGUCUUAGACUGAGAUCUUGGAGACGUGACCAUUUUGUACCCUCGACGUGCUGUACUUGAUGUACAUCUCCUAGCAUGUUGAGAUGUGCUAAUUCUCCUAGCACAAUGAAAAAUAUUGAGUACAGUCCAGCUCAUAACAAGUUGGCCCUCUGCCUCGUGGUUGGCAGGUCUUUAAAACGAUGUGUUAGUGCAGCAGAGUUGCUCUCAGUGGGCCCUCAAGAAACAGCAGAUCAGCCUCCCUUUAUCUGGAGCAUUGGGAGCCAGAUGCUUGCCCAGUGACACACAGGGUCCUCGGCUGCCAUUGUCAUAGAUGAGAAGUGCGCAUGUCCUGGGAUCCCCAGGUGUCCCGGAGACGGUUUGUGUGCCCCGACAGGCUGUGGAAGCUGGUUGGUUGGUCUUGGUGCGUGUUCUUCACUUCUCAGAGCCGGUGAGUGAGAGCCUGGACUUUGGCAUCUGACUGCUUGGGUCUCAUCUCGGGCCUCCUGCCUGCUUACCGGCUCUGUGACCUUGGGCAUGCCACCUAACCCCUUUGUGCCUCUGGUUUUUGGUUUUUUCAUCUGUGGAACUUACCUGUAAGGUUAGCCUAAGGAUUGAACGAGCUAAUGUGGAUGCCGUGUGGCCUGGCCCAGAAGACAUCUGGCACUUGGCUCUAUUUCUAUUACGGUUGUUAAGGUAGAGACAGCUCCUUUUUGUCCCUUUCUAUUUCUUGUCUUCCUUUCGAGGGCCAGUGACUCGAGGAGCAGUUGGGAUGCUCCGAAGUGCUGAGUCAUCUGACAGGCGGGGCAGCCCUGGCCAAUCGGGGUGCAGCCCCCUCUGCUCUCCGGGUGGCGCUUGGUGGCUCCUUCAGUGGCGAGCCCUGGGUAGCCAGGCGGGACCUGGGAUGGGACACAUGGAGGUGUGCGCCCUUGACCCCAGUUCUCUCUGCUGUUUGU